Molecule: messenger RNA, 1828 nt
Organism: Lycium ferocissimum
Lineage: Eukaryota; Viridiplantae; Streptophyta; Magnoliopsida; Solanales; Solanaceae
Product: phosphatidylglycerophosphate phosphatase PTPMT1-like
Exons: 7
Coding region: 528-1466 (312 amino acids)
Biological process (GO): protein dephosphorylation
Molecular function (GO): phosphatidylinositol-4,5-bisphosphate 5-phosphatase activity; protein tyrosine/serine/threonine phosphatase activity
Source: RefSeq, a predicted model, not a curated record
AAGACCACAGUGCGUUAGAGUUUGUUGAGAGAAAAGGAAAGGUUAGAGAGAGAAACACUCAAAAUUCUUAGAGAGAGAAACUCACCCACUUCCUCUCUUACAUUCAACAAUUACAUUUCAUUUGCCCCCAACAACCUUUCCUUUCUUGAAGCUAUAAAGUUUUUCCCUUUUUUGUUGCCUUUGAAUUCUUAUUUCUUAUAUUCAUUUCAUAAAUCUUGGUUCUUCUUUUAUCCCUUUAAAUCAAUUUUUCUUGUUCUUGAUAUUGAAUAUGGCCUGGGAAAGACACAAUCUUGAUUCCAAUUCUUUUUGGGUUUUAUCUUGCUGUAAAUAUAUGUGCAAUAUUUGUUUCUUGAAUCCACUAAUUAUUUGCUGUAGUCUCUGUAUUUGAUUUCAUUUUGGCUUUGAAGGGGUUCUAGUUCUUUGUCUUCAUACUGUAUAGGAAUAAAGAUUGAAUCUUUUUAGUAAGUUAGAGGCAAGGUUUAUUGGAUCCAAGCUAUUUUUGAGGGUUAGUUUAGUCCAAAAAAAAAAUGUAUAUUGAAGAAGUGAAGGAGGGGGAAGAGUUUUGUGAUGAUCAUUGUGAAGGUCCAUUGGCUGUAUCGGAGACGAAAAGGGCGUUAGUUGGAGCAGGUGCUCGUGCUCUUUUUUAUCCGACAUUGCUUUAUAAUGUUGUGAGAAACAAGAUUCAGACUGAGUUCCGAUGGUGGGAUAGGGUUGAUGAGUUCAUACUGUUAGGAGCUGUUCCAUUUCCUGCUGAUGUCCCUCGCUUGAAGGCUCUAGGUGUGGCUGGAGUUGUUACCUUGAAUGAAUCAUAUGAGACUUUGGUCUCAACAUCAUCAUAUCUUGAUCAUGGCAUCAAUCACUUGGUGAUUCCUACCAGAGACUAUCUUUUUGCACCAUCAGACAGAGAUAUUGAUCAAGCUAUAGAAUUCAUCCACGGUAAUUCAUCUUGUGGUAAGACAACAUACGUACACUGUAAGGCCGGCCGUGGCCGUAGUACAACCAUUGUCCUUUGCUACCUGGUCAAACACAAGCAGAUGAUGCCUGAGGCUGCUUAUGAUUACGUCAGAUCCAUCAGACCAAGGGUCUUGUUGGCCUCCUCUCAGUGGCAGGCUGUUAGAGAAUAUUACGCAAGAGUAAAAGAUACUGAUAGUGAUGUCUGUGGAGAUGAUAAUUCAUCGAAAGUACUUGACUUUCCAGCACAAAAAGAUAUUGCUGCCUUUGAUGAUGGUUCGGUCGUUCUAGUCUCUGAAUCUGACCUUGACGGGUAUGAUGACAGCAUUGAGUCAUCAGGUCAUCUAACACGUAACGAAGUGUUAGUGGAUUUAAACCUUGCAUGUAAAGGAGUUCAGGUUGCUCGCCAGGCAGCAAUUUCCCGGCUUUCAUAUCUCUGGCUUCGCUAUCAUUCGACCCAAAAAAUGUCAACCAAGAAGCUGGGAGGUAUUGGUGUUGACAUCCACGUUUAUUGAGAUUUCAUAUAUGUUGGUUAAGGGAAACCUAGGUGUGUUUCCAUUUCUCCUUUUUGAUGGUGGUGAUGUCAAUUAGAUGCUGCUGCUUCCUUUUUUAACUUAAACCCCCUCCCCCUUUUUUCAUGUCUUCUGGGGAGCUACAACAAAAUUGUUGCAAAUGUAACUCUCAAUUUGCAAGAAGAUAAUCUUUGCAAGAAGAAUCUUUGCAAGAAGCCAAGAUUCAAGAAGUGUCACAGUUUUAAUAAUAUGAAGUGUCGUGAAUGGGCAUAACUGUUGUCUGUAGAGUUGUCUUUGAAAGGGAAAAGCGUGAGGCUUGCAUGUAUUACUAAAUUCGAUGUGUUGAGUUAUUUCUCUGUUUUUCA